AUUCAAAAAAUACUCACAUACCAUUCUUUUUUUGGAUCUAUAAUAGUUGCAUAUGAUUCAUCGGGUAACAUAAUUAAUAAAUUAGGUUCGAUUGAUCAACCAUGGCAAAUCCAAGCAACUAUUAUUGGACAACCAAAUAUGGUUCUUAUUGGUGCUAUUGCCAAUUAUUCAAAUGGUCAUACACAAUUUACAUCAUUUGCGUUUCCAUAUAUGGGAACUUAUCAAGUUCAAUUUUCUUUCGUUUUAUCAAAUGGUCUUAGCAGUUCAUUUGUAACAACAAGUAGUUUAAUAAUAAAUUCACCAUCUGUAUCAGUGACUCGUGCAACAUUAUCAGGAACACAAAUAAAUCCAAUAUCUGUUGUAUCAAUUAAUGAAACAUUCAAUAUAUCAGUUGUUAUUGUUGAUAGGAUUUCUCUUUAUCCAAUUAGUAAUAUAACAUGGAGAAAUUUAAUUUGGUCUGCAAGUAUUUCACUCUAUGAACUAUCGGAAUAUAAUCCUCAAGGUUCAUUAAUUAAAAGUUCAUCAUCAAUGAUAAUUAUUGAUACAAAUACAGGAAUAAUAACAGGAACAAAUUUAGCUAUUAAUCAAACUGGAAUGUAUAUAUUGAAUAUUAUUGUAACAUCAUCGAAUGGAGAAUAUUCAUUUGAAAUUACAACAAGUGGAAUUUUAGUUAAACAAAGCGAUAGUACACUUAUAGUAGAUGUAGGUACUCCUGUAUCAUAUAUUCGAUUUACUGGUGAUUUUGAUAUGUUAAAUUCAACUGGAAUGUUAGAAAUAAAACGAGCAAUUAUUUAUAAUUAUUUAAUUAGUAUUCGAUUACCUAUUAUUAGUGAUUCAACUAUUUACAAAGGAAGUGUUAUGUCUUCAUUUGUCGUUGAUUCAGUACCAGAGAAUGCAUCCUAUGCUGUACAACAAGCGCAAUCUAAUAAUCAACCUAUAUCAGAUCUAGUGACGACAGAACUUGUUAUUAAUAGUCAGUCAUUUAUUAUUCCAUCUAGUGGAAGUUCGACAUCAAAAACAGGCUUAAUUGUUGGAGUUACUGUGGGUCUUGCCGCUGGAUUAGGUGUCAUACUUGCUGUAAUCUAUGCUUCUCAUAAAUUUAAUAAACGAUUUAAACAUCGUCGUUUAAUAAAUGAUACUGAAAUGAACAAUAGAUCAAAUGGCCCAGAAAAUGAUUCAUUAACUUCACCUGAAACAUCCGGAUUACAAUCAACACCAAUCAGCAAUCCUUCAUUACCAACGGAAACAACACGACUUCCAUCUGCUGUUAGUGUUACUACACUUAAUGUAACAGAAACAAUUAAAUCAAUGACUCCUGUUCAACAUAUUUGA
Messenger RNA from Adineta steineri, 1332 nucleotides. The record is from the annotation of a GenBank genome assembly. Lineage: Eukaryota; Metazoa; Rotifera; Eurotatoria; Adinetida; Adinetidae.